Penicillium waksmanii is the source of this 381-nucleotide messenger RNA. Its product is annotated as adenosine deaminase. The coding region runs from base 1 to 381 and encodes 126 amino acids. The record is from RefSeq and is a predicted model, not a curated record. Lineage: Eukaryota; Fungi; Ascomycota; Eurotiomycetes; Eurotiales; Aspergillaceae. Gene Ontology annotation, molecular function: adenine deaminase activity. The transcript has a single exon. Gene Ontology annotation, cellular component: cytosol; nucleus. Gene Ontology annotation, biological process: adenine catabolic process; hypoxanthine salvage.
AUGUGCAAAUCACCACUUCAUUCGUUCCUUCUCAAUCUCCCAAAAUGUGAGCAUCACAUUCAUCUCGAGGGUGCUUUGACUCCGGAGCUGGUUUUUUCUCUUGCGAGAAAGAACAAGAUUUCCCUUCCUGAUUUGCCGCACUACCAAAGCCCCGAGGCUCUGGCAGCCAGGUAUGAUGGAUUCGACAAUCUCGACGACUUUCUCAACAUUCACUAUGCAAAUAUGUCGGUCUUGAUUACCGAGGAUGACUUUUACGAAUUGGCAUGGUCCUAUGUUCUCGCGGCCCAUGCUGAUGGGGUUCAUCAUGCAGAAGUGUUCUUUGAUCCACAAUCACACACCCCCCCGUGGUGUUCCUAUAGCAUCAGUCACCAGAGGCUAUAA